AUGUCGUCCAUAGGCGAGGUUAGCCGGAGCACUACGAUUCCUAAGAGGUCUUGGCUCGGCAAGCGGAGCCACCAGACCAAGGUCUUGCUGCGGAAGAAUGCCAUUCUCGCCAAGCGCAACUGGAAGUCGACGCUCUCGUUUGUCAUCAUUCCGUCUGCAAUCAUGAUUCUGCUCUUCCUCCUCUCGCUCAUCGUCAAGACGCACUCGGAUUUGACCAAGAACGUUCCCAAUCCGCCGUCAAAGGCCAUUUCCACUCAGCUCCCGCCGUGCAAGAUCGGCGAGGGCAAGUCACAUUGCUACACCUUUAUCUAUAACUACGCUACCGUGCCUGUGGUGGCGAGAAUGAUGGAAAAGGUGAGGCUCGCGGCGGGCGUGCCGGCGGCGAAUGUGCAUGGUAUCCCAGGCGGCGAUCUGGAGACGCUCAACAAGUUUAUGUACGACGAGUACAACGUGACCCAGGCCGCGUACGUGUUCAACUUUGACAACGCCACCCACUCUGAUAGCCUUCCGAAACUGCGACAACGACCUCAAGUUCUACGAGUGCGCCAGGUCGGCCGCGACAUUGCCGUGCCCAUGAUGAUGCUCCUCGACGAGGCCAUUCUCGGCGAGGUGUCCGGCCGCCAGGGCGGCCCGGCGGCCUCGAUUGUUGCCGCCAUCACCGAGUUUGCCCACCCGGUCAUCUUCAACUUUAACGUCAAGUCCUCGAGCGCCGGCCUCUUCCUCAUGUUUGCCACCAUGUUCCCGCUCGUCCUCAUGCUCAUGCAGGUUGUGGCCGAGAAAGAGGCCAAGCUCAAGUUCUCCAUGUCGCUCAUCGGCGUCACCGGCGCCGCGUAUUGGACCUCGUGGUGGGUCACCUUCCUCGCCAUGUUCUUCACCGCAGACCUGCUCCUCAUUGCCGUCUGCUACAUCUUUGACUUUGGCAUUGUAACCAAGUCGGCCUUUGGCAUCACCUUUUUCCUCGUUGUCCUCUUCUCGCUCUCGAUGAUCUCCACCGGCUUCUUCUUCUCGACCCUUUUCCGCAACGUCAAGUCUGCCCGCAUGAUGGCCCUCUUCUACCUGUUCCUCUUUGGCCUCUUCUCCUCCAUCGGCCAGUUUGUGUAUGGCGACGGCACCUCGGUCUCGUCCUUCUGGCGCUACCUCCUCGCCCUCUUUCCGCCGGUCAUCUUCAACAAGUCGCUCGUUGACCUCACCAACGCCUCGUCCGGCCAGUCGGUUGUUGUCGGUGUCACCUGGGCCCAGCGCUCCAACUACACCGAGAUCUUCCCCUUUACGCAGGUCUUCAACUGGCUCGUCUUUGACACGAUUGUGUACUUUGUCCUCGCGUGGUACCUCGACAUUGUCCUGCCCAAUGCCAUGGGUGUCCGCCGCUCGCCGUUCUACCCGUUCUCACCACGCUAUUGGGGCUUUGGCUCUUCGGCGUCGCCCAAGCCGCGGCCCGGCGCCGCCUGCGAGCUCCCGCAGGCUGACGGCUACGUCGGCGGCGACGCCGGCGUCGACGACCCGGACGUCCAGGCCGAGGCCGCCCGCGUCCGUCUCAACCAGUUCCACGAGGAGCCGGCGCUUGUCAUCCACAACCUGCGCAAGGUAUUUGGCUCGUUUGUGGCCGUCGACAACCUCUCCAUCUCCAUCGCCCGUAACUCGGUCCUCGGCCUGCUUGGCGCGAACGGCGCCGGCAAGUCGACCACCAUCAACAUGCUCACCGGUGGCGUCGAGCCCUCGUCCGGCUAUGCCGUCCUCAACCUCGCUUCUGACGGAAACACGCCCGGCCGCUCACUCACUACCCUCACCGACCGCGAUGCCAUCCGUGACCACCUCGCCGUCGUCCCGCAGUUUGACGUCCUUUGGGACGACCUCUCUGGCGAGGAGAACCUCGCUGUCUUUGCCGGCCUCAAGGGUCUCGCCGGAGCUGACCUCGGCUACGAGGUUCGCACCCGCCUCGAUGAGGUCGAUCUCCAGGGCGACCGCACCGGCCUCGCUUCUUCGUACUCGGGCGGCAUGCGUCGCCGCCUCUCGGUCGCCAUGGGCCUCACCUGCGAUCCGGCCAUUGUCCUCCUCGACGAGCCGACGACGGGCAUGGACCCGGUCUCGCGUCGCAAGGUCUGGGACGUCAUCGAGCGCGCCAAGAAGCGGCCCAAUCGUGCUCUCACUCUCACUACCCACUCGAUGGAGGAGGCCGACGUCCUCUCCGACCGCAUCGCCAUCAUGGCCAACGGCCGCAUUCGCUGCAUCGGCACCUCGCUUCACCUCAAGCGCAAGUUUGGCACCGGCUACCGCGUCCAGGUCGUUGCUGCUCCCGAGCACAUUACCGACGUCUGGGCUGCCUUCCUCCAGCGCUUCCCGCACUACCCUGUCGUCGACACCACGCCCAUGCACUUUACCGUCGAAGUCGCGUCGACCCAGGUACCCGAGCUUCCAGGCGUCUUUGAGUACCUCCAGUCUGCGGCAAACAUCAAGGACUUCCACGUCUCACUCACCACUCUUGAGGACGUCUUCCUCCGCGUUGCUGAGGAUGCCCAAGGCGAGGAGUUUACCACCGUCUCGGGCGAGGCGCCGCUCGAGGACCCUGCCGCCGCCUCUUCCGUCAAUCACGACAUCCCGGUUGCCCAGCCGGUUGGCGAGCAGGCACCAGGCUCGGGUUCGGGCCCGGCCUCUGCCGCAGACACGCCGCGCUCCGACACGACUGCGCCCUCGCCGCCGCCACCGCCACCCGCCGCCACCGGCCGCCUCAAGCCGCGCUACGGCCUGCAGGUCAAGGCCCUCCUCGCCAAGUCGUACCACCUGCAGAAGCGGCGCAAGGUGACCAACUGCUGCCAGAUCUGCUGCCCCUCGUUCAUCGUCUUUAUCCUCAUUAUGGUGCAGCUCUUUGUCAUCUCCUCGCUCAACCGCACCGUGCAGGCCUCGCCGAACCCGACGCCCGCGCCCAUGAACUGGCUCUUCUUCCCCAACGACGACUUUCCCAACCAGCUUGGCUGGUCCGUGCCGGCCUCGCCUUCGCCCGCCGAGCUCGCCGUCGGAAACAGCUUGUACAUGGCGCCUUACACCAAUCCACCGCUCGAAGAGCUAUCCACCAACAUCUCGUUUGUCAAGACUCAGUUCAGCUCGCUCGCCGCAAUGCAGUCGACGCUCUACGCCGCGCACUUUGGCGGCGGCGGUUGGGCCGGCGGCUUUGACAUUCUCUCGGCUACGGACAACGCGUUCUCGGUCAACCUCCUGUUCAACCGGACCAAGGCCAAGUUCUACGACUCGCUGCCGGCGCUCUUUGCCUCGGCCUCCACCGCUUUUUCGCAACUCGCCCUCAACGCCUCGGCGCCGUACGAGCACUCGUACGUCAAGCUCCCGGUUCGCGAGCACGAGGUCAAGAUUGACAUUGUCUCGUUCCUCGCCGCCAUCCUCUUUCCGCUCAUUCUCUUCUUCCAGUUCCCGCUUGUGGUCGGCUCCAUCAUGCACGACAAGGAGCACAAGCUCAUUGAGAUCCUCAAGAUGCAGGGCAUGAAGAUGUCGGUUUACUGGCUCGUCAACUUUGUCUUUUCGUUCAUCCUCUACAUCGGCGUCCUUGUUGUGCUCUUUGCCCUUGGCUUUGUCUUCCGCUUUGACUUUUUCAUCCGCAACUCGUUCCCCACCUACUUCAUCCUCUUCCUCCUCUGGGGCGCCACCAUGAUUGCGCUUGCCUUUGUCUUCACCACCCUCUUUGGCCGCGAGUUUAUCGCCACCGUCGUCUCGUACCUCGUCGUCAUUGUCUCGUGGAUCUCGGGCUCCAUCCUUGUCGGCCAGGUCGAGGGCAACGGCGCGCAGAGCUUCUUCUUCUCGCUCUACCCGUUCUUUGCCUUUCAGCGCGGCGUCGGCUACCUCGCCGCCGCCGCCACCGCAGGCUCGGAAGGCCUCACGCUUGCUACGGUCAACUCGGGCGACGCCUACCUCGGCAACAUCUACGGCUACCUCGCCGUCGAGCUUGUCGCCCUCCUCCUCCUUGCUUACUACCUCGACCAGGUUGUGCCGGCAGGCUUUGGCGUUACCAAGUCGCCCAUCUUUUGCCUCAAGCCCUCGUACUGGCGCGGCUCCAAGGCGGGUUCGGACGCCGACGAGGAGCGCGCCCUCAUGUCUGGCCCGCUUCUCCAGGACAAGUAUCCCAUCGAAGACGAGGACGAAGACGUCGCGGCCGAGCGGCGCUACAUCCUCGACCCGAGGCACGCCGGGACCAACGCCAUUGCCAUGCGCCACCUCCGUAAGGUCUACGACGGCGGCAAGGUCGCCGUUCGCAACGCCACCUUUGGCAUCCGCCGCGGCGAGUGCUUUGGCCUUCUCGGCCACAACGGCGCCGGCAAGACCACCAUCGCCUCGAUGCUUUCUGGCCUCAUCGAGCCGAGCUACGGCGACGCCCUCGUCGCUGGGUACUCGAUCCGCGAGUCGAUGGACGAGAUCUAUGGCGUCCUCGGCGUCUGUCCGCAGCACGACAUCCUCUGGCCGACCAUGACCGCCGAGGAGCACCUCUACCUCUACGGCCGCCUCAAGCGCAUGACGGGUGCCGAGCUUAAGCGUGCUGUCGCCCGCACUCUCGACGAGCUCCACCUGACGUACGUCCGCAAGCGCCUCGUUGGCCGCUUCUCGGGCGGCAUGAAGCGGCGCCUUUCCAUCGGCAUCGCGCUCAUCGGCUCGCCGCAGAACCGCCGCGAGGUGUGGAACAUCAUCUCCCGCGCCUGCCGCUCCGGGAAUGCCUCGGUCGUCCUCACCUCCCACUCGCUCGAAGAGGCCGAGGCCCUCUGCUCCCGCAUUGGCAUCAUGGCCUCAGGCGCCCUCGAGUGUGUCGGUUCGUCCGGCCACCUCAAGGCCAAGUUUGCCGCAGGCUAUCGCCUCUCGCUCUCAAUGCACCCCGACCACAUUGACGCCGCGCCCGCCGCCGUCGCCGCUAUCCUCGACCUCCUCCCGCGCGCCUCGCACAUGCCGCACUCGCUCGGGCCCAACCAGCACUUCCACGUCCCCGAGGGCUCAUUUGACCUCGCAGAGCUCUUCACUACCAUGGAGGCUCGCAAGGACGGGCUCCACGUCGCAGAGUGGAACAUCGCCCAGACCACCCUUGAAGACGUCUUUAUCCGCAUCGCAGAGGCCGGCUCGGCAAAGGACGCCCUCGCUCGUUCGCUCACCGACUCGACCAUCUUUGCCUCAAGCACCGCCUCGCCGCCCCGUCCCGGCGCCCACGACGCCUACAUCCCACCGGUGGCCAUCCCCUCGCGCGUCGUCGACGACGACGACUACGAGUACGACGAUGAGCCUGACCGGUGA
This is a messenger RNA of Thecamonas trahens ATCC 50062, 5277 nucleotides long. RefSeq names its product ABC transporter A family member 9. Bases 1 to 5277 code for a protein of 1758 amino acids. Gene Ontology annotation, cellular component: intracellular membrane-bounded organelle; membrane. Gene Ontology annotation, molecular function: lipid carrier activity; ATP binding; ABC-type transporter activity. Gene Ontology annotation, biological process: transmembrane transport; lipid transport. The transcript has 3 exons. Lineage: Eukaryota; Apusomonadida; Apusomonadidae. The record is from RefSeq and is a predicted model, not a curated record.